UUGAAUAAAUAAUUUCAGGAGUUAAAUGUGGAUAAGCUCAGUCUCUCUAGUCUGUAACCGUCAAAGCUCUCAGCAGAGGAUGGCCGGAGCUACUUCCACCGCCACCGAUCUACCGUUAAAAAUCAUAACCGGAGCUGAUGCGUUCGGAGCGAGUCUCAAGGACGCGAUGGUGUCCCACAUCCGCUCCCUCGGCAUAGACGUCGAAGACACCGGCGUCUCAUCCUACUACUCCGCCGGAUCCGAAGUCGGCCGCCGCGUCUCCUCCGCCUCCUCCGAAGUCCGCGGCCUGGUCUGCUGCGGGACCGGCGUCGGAGUCGCGAUGUUCGCCAACAAGUUCCCGGGAGUCUACGCCGCCACGUGUCUCACCGUCGAAGACGCCGCGAACGCCAGAUCGAUCAGCGACUGCAACGUCCUCGCGCUCUCCGGCGCGAAAACCUCGCCGGAAACCGCGGCGGAGAUCUUCGACGCGUGGAUCGGAACUCCGUUCAAAUCACCCUGCCCCGCUUCCGGAUCGGAGCCGUGGAGCUCCGAGAUCUCCUCCUUCCUCGACAGCUCCCUCUCCGAGAUGAGUCAAAUCGGAAAACCAACCGCCGGCGAUCAGGAAUCAGCUUCUUGUGCGAUCUGCUGCUUGGCGAAGAACAGAGAGUUCGCUCCGGUGGAGAUCAUGCCUGGAGGAUCGAUGAAGAUCGUGAGGGAGACUCCGGCGACGUCUGCGAUCGUGAGGUUUAAAGCAGGGAGUGUGGAGCCGGCGCACCACCACACGUUUGGUCAUGGUCUUGUGGUUAUUAAAGGGAAGAAGAGUGUGUGGAAUGUGAGUAAGAAGGAGAGAGCUGAUCUCGUUGAGGGUGAUUAUCUGUUCACUCCGGCUGGUGACGUUCAUAGAGUGAAGUAUCAUGAAGACACUGAGUUCUUCAUCGCUUGGGAUGGUCUUUGGGAUAUCUUCCUUGACGAAGAUCUCGUGACUGCAAAGAAAGCUAUCGAAGAGGAAGCUUCUUGAAGCUGAAGAAAGUUUGAUCCUUUGUGUGUUAUAAUGUAAGAAUCUUUGAAUUCAAGAGAGUGUUGUGAUAAUAAUAAUACAAAAUGUCUUCUCUUGUGAACACUAUAAGAGUUUUCUACA
Molecule: messenger RNA, 1117 nt
Organism: Raphanus sativus (radish)
Lineage: Eukaryota; Viridiplantae; Streptophyta; Magnoliopsida; Brassicales; Brassicaceae
Product: DNA damage-repair/toleration protein DRT102
Exons: 1
Coding region: 26-997 (323 amino acids)
Biological process (GO): carbohydrate metabolic process
Molecular function (GO): isomerase activity
Source: RefSeq, a predicted model, not a curated record